Mus musculus (house mouse) is the source of this 2129-nucleotide messenger RNA. It is a transcript of the gene Gab3, whose product is annotated as growth factor receptor bound protein 2-associated protein 3. The record is from RefSeq and is marked validated. The transcript has 10 exons. NCBI's taxonomy places the organism in Eukaryota, Metazoa, Chordata, Mammalia, Rodentia, Muridae. The coding region runs from base 167 to 1954 and encodes 595 amino acids.
AGCCCAGCUGGAGGAAGCAGCAGCAGCAGCAGCAGCAGCAGCAGCAGCAGCAGCAGCAGCAGCAGCAGCAGCAGAAGAAGAAGAAGAAGAAGAAGAAGAAGAAGAAGAAGAAGAAGCAGCAGCAGCAGCAGCAGCAGAAGCGGCUGCGGCGGCGGCGGCGGCCAGGAUGAGCACUGGUGACACUGUGUGCAUGGGCUGGCUCAUCAAGUCGCCUCCCGAGAGGAAGCUGCAGCGCUAUGCUUGGCGCAAACGCUGGUUUGUCCUCAGGCGGGGCCGCAUGAGUGGCAAUCCUGAUGUCUUAGAAUACUACCGCAACAAGCACUCCAACAAGCCCAUCCGUGUGAUAGACCUCAGUGAAUGCACUGUGUGGAAACAUGCAGGCCCUGGUUUCAUUAGGAAGGAAUUUCAGAAAAAUUUUGUGUUUAUUGUCAAGACCACUUCCCGUACAUUCUACCUAGUAGCCAAGACUGAGGAAGAAAUGCAGGUGUGGGUACACAGCAUCAGUCAAGUUUGCAAUUUCAGUCAUCUGGAAGAUGGUGCAGAUUCCAUGGAGAGUCUCUCUCACAUGCCCUCCUCCUUCCAGCCAUCUCCUGCCAGUUCACUUCAUACUGUCCAUGUUGCCAACUCUGCCUUACUAAAAGAUGACCGAAACACUAAUAGUGUAGUCACUGAGGAAACCAGACGUGAGUCAGAGUUUCUGUUCCUUCCUGAUUAUCUGAUCCUGUCCAACUGUGAGACUGGAAGACUACACCAUGCCAGUCUUCCCACCAGAUGUGAUAGCUGGUCAAAUUCAAACCACUCAUUGGCACAGACUUCAUUUGAUGAUGUUUUUCUUGAUGGUCUACAGCCAUUUAUCUCUAAUAAUUUGGUCCAUCCCUUGCACCAUGGGAAAGUAUCUCAGGAUUUUCCUUCCAUACGGCCCCAGGCUUCUUUAAUCUGGAAUAGAGAAAUCAAUGGCCCAUCUAGGAACCUCAUGUCUUCUUCACCAUUGUUGGAAUCUUCCUUAAACCCCACAGUUCAUGUAGAAGAAAAGCAAGUUUCCUUACCCAGUGGGGUAAAAGAACUAAACAUUAUGUCUAACACUCCACCUCCUCGUCCCCCUAAGCCAAGUUAUCUCUCUGAACAACGCCAAGAUCAGCCCUUGUUGACUGGGCACAGCAGUAACAAGAAGCCAGGGUAUACUAUGGUACCAAGAAGAAUCUCUCUCUCUGGGUUAGACCAUGUGGGGUCCUGGAAAGGUGAUGUACAAAGCCAAUCCUUAAGACACAGAGAUAAGCGGCUCAGUUUAAAUCUGCCAUGUAAGUUUUCACCGAUAUAUCCCACAGCUUCACCCAGUGCUGAAGACAGCUAUGUGCCCAUGAGCCCUAAAGGCACUGCUUCUGAACUUAGACCCCAUUGCAGCCAGGAUGACUACAUUCCAAUGAGCUCAAGCAUGCUGCCUGAGUUACCUGCAGACUUGGAGCCACCCCCAGUGAACAGAAAUCUCAAGCCCCAGAGAAAAUCACGGCCACCUCCCUUGGACUCGAGAAACCUUUCCACCAUCCAGGAACACACAUCUCUAACCAGGACUUACACUGUGCCUUGCAAUCGAACCAGUUUUCUCUCUCCACAAAGAAAUGGUAUUAAUUGUGCAAGACUUUUUUCCACUCCUUCUGAAGAAGAAGAAGAAGAAGAAGAAGAAGAAGAAGAAGAAGAAGAAGAAGAAAAGUACAUCCAAAUGGAGGAAUACGGAACAGUCAGUUCCCUGAGCAGAAGUGCUCUUUCUUGGACAAAGAAAUUCAGCUUGGAUUAUUUGGCCCUGGACUUCAAUUCAACAUCACCAGCCCCUGUACAGAAGAAACUUCUCCUUUCAGAAGAGCAGAGAGUAGACUAUGUUCAAGUGGAUGAACAAAAGACACAAGCUCUUCGGAGCACCAAGCAGGAAUGGACUGAUGAGAGGCAAUCCAAAGUGUGAGAAGUGUGGGCUUGGGUGUGAUUUUAGCCUUUAUUUCUAAGUUCUCUCUAAAAAGUUCUCCAAAAAGUUUUCUAAGAAAGUUCUUUUCUAAAAGGUUCUUCCUCUUCUCUUUGUCCUCAGCACUUAUACAUCUUUCAGAAUACAUGAUCAUGUGUUAAAACGUUUCUCACAAAAA